Magnolia sinica is the source of this 2512-nucleotide messenger RNA. RefSeq names its product subtilisin-like protease SBT1.4. Bases 37 to 2304 code for a protein of 755 amino acids. NCBI's taxonomy places the organism in Eukaryota, Viridiplantae, Streptophyta, Magnoliopsida, Magnoliales, Magnoliaceae. The record is from RefSeq and is a predicted model, not a curated record. The transcript has a single exon. Gene Ontology annotation, biological process: proteolysis. Gene Ontology annotation, molecular function: serine-type endopeptidase activity.
CGACUCAUCAGCUCUACUCCAAAGGAGAAGGAAAUCAUGGGAAAUUCCUCCAUCUUCCUCUUCCUUCUCCUCUCUCUCAUCUCCACCGUACAUUCACAUGAUCACCACUCCACAUACAUUGUCCACGUCUCAAAAUCUCAAAAACCAGCCAUCUUCAUGACCCACCAUCACUGGUACUCAUCCACCCUCAUGACCCUCCCUCAAUCUCCCCACCCCACCAAAAUCCUCUACACCUACGAUCACGCCAUCCAUGGCUUUGCAGCCCGCCUCACCCCAUCCCAAGCAGCCGCUCUCCAAGAUCUCCCUGGAAUCCUCUCCGUCCAAUCAGAACAGAUCCACCACCUAGACACCACGCACACUCCCACAUUCCUAGGCCUCGCCGACAUCUCCGGCCUCUGGCCUAAUUCCGAUUACGCAGAUGAUAUCAUCAUCGGUCUCCUCGACACUGGGAUCUGGCCUGAACGGCGCAGCUUCUCCGACGCCGGACUCACACCCGUACCCGACAGCUGGAAAGGCUUAUGUCAGACCGGCCCUGAUUUCCCCGCCACCGCCUGCAACCGAAAGCUUAUCGGGGCAAAAGCCUACUACGCCGGCUAUGAAGAGUAUUUAGAAGGGAAGAUGGACGAGACCGUCGAAUCAAGAUCACCGAGAGACACCAAAGGCCAUGGGACCCACACAGCAUCGACAGCUGCAGGAGCUGCUGUAACAGGUGCCGGAUUUUAUAAUCUCUCCGUCGGCGAAGCGAGAGGAAUGGCGACCAAAGCGAGGAUUGCUGCCUAUAAGAUCUGUUGGCUAGAAGGUUGCUUCGAUUCGGAUAUACUCGCGGCCAUGGAUCAAGCUGUCUCCGAUGGCGUCCACGUAAUUUCUCUCUCCGUCAGCUUGGAUUUUCCUGCUCAAAGCUAUGAUAAAGAGGCGAUUGCCAUUGGAUCAUUCGGCGCCGUACAGAGAGGCGUCCUUGUCUCCGCCUCAGCUGGAAACGACGGUCCCAUUCCUAGCAGUGUCAUGAACAUCGCACCGUGGAUUCUCACAGUCGGCGCUUCAACGGUCGAUAGAGAAUUCCCCGCCGAUGUUGUUCUUGGAGACGGUACAACCUACAGCGGGGUGUCGCUUUACGGCGGAGAUCCGCUCGGUUCCUCUAAUCUCCCUCUCAUCAACGGUGCUUCAUGUAUGAGAUUCACACCAUCUACAGUCAAAGGGAAGAUCGUCUUCUGCAGCGACGAUGGUGAUGGAAAAGUCAUCGAGAAGGGUGUUAAAGUCCAACAGGCUGGCGGAGCUGGGAUGAUCAUGGUCGACAGCUACAACGAACUCCCGACUGCAGAAAAGCACGUUCUUCCUGCGACCAAUGUAGGCAAGACCGCAGGCGCCAGCAUCCGGAAAUACAUCAGAUCCGAAAAGUCGCCGACCGCUACCAUCGUAUUCAAAGGAACGGUGAUCAGCACCUCACCAGCCUCUCCGAAGGUUGCACGGUUCUCCAGCCGCGGGCCCACCAAAAUCGUGCCGGAGAUUCUCAAACCGGAUGUGAUCGCGCCCGGCGUCAACAUCUUAGCUAGCUGGACCGGGUUCACUAGCCCGACCGGUCAGGAAAUCGACACGAGACGGGUUGAAUUCAGCAUCGAAUCUGGUACAUCGAUGGCCUGUCCUCAUGUAAGUGGGUUAGCCGCGUUGGUACGGAAAGCCCGUCCUCAAUGGACCCCAGCUGCUAUAAAAUCCGCCCUCAUGACAACUUCAUACAACGUGGACAAUUCCGGCAAGAAUUUUGAAGAUCUUGGCACGGGCGCCGAAUCUACACCGUUCAUUCAUGGGGCCGGACAUGUGGACCCUAACAAAGCCCUCAAUCCAGGCUUGAUUUACGACAUCACCCCCGAUGAUUACGUGGCAUUCCUCUGUGCCAUUGGAUAUGGACCUAAUCAGAUCUCUCUUUUCGUCAAGGACAAAGCCACCACCGACUGCUCGGCGAAAUCCAUGGCCAGUCCUGGAGAUCUGAACUACCCAUCUUUCUCUGUGGUUUUCAAAUCCAACAGAGAUGUAGUUCAGCGUCGAAGGGUUGUUACUAACGUUGGUGUGGCAGGAUCUGUUUAUGUGGCUAACAUUACAGGCCCAUCAACGGUUCAGAUCAGCGUUUCGCCGAGUAAGCUUGUGUUUAGUGCACAAAACCAAAGCUUAUCAUAUGUGAUCACGUUUGCUUCGAUCGCCGAUCCAACGGCCAGCACGGGGUUUGGUUCGAUCACGUGGAUUGAUGGGGCCCAUGUUGUACGGAGUCCCAUUGCAAUUACCUGGAGCCCAAGCUCGGUAUCUUCUAUUUGAAUUAGAAGAUGCAAUCCAAGACGUCCAUAUCGGAAUGAUGUAUUGGUGUUUUCAAUGGUUUAAGAACCGGACCCGACUGGACCCGCUUUUUUCAGCGGGUCUAUCGUAACCGGGUCCAACUGGUGGUUCAAAAAGUCUGACCCGCGAAACCUAUGUGUAGCAUAAAUAAAAAAAUGGGAGGUAUUGAGAGACUCGUUUUUAAGUUUUA